AUGAGAACACAGUAUACUCUUAUUAUUACAUCUUGUUUUCUUAAGGCUUUCUUCUUUUACUAUAUUUGGUUAUUAGAGUGUAUUUACUACUUAACUAGUGUCGGUGUUAGAAUUAUGAUAUCAACUUUAGAACUUUCUACUAAAUUAGCUUUAUACCAACCUGACACAGUUUAUCCAGCACUACUACACUAUCCCAAUAUGAAUAUGUUCUUAUAUGUGAUAAAUCCAAUAUCCAAGUGUCUGGAUCACCACAUUGCAAAUCAUUUUGAGAUUUGUGAUAUGAGAAAGAAAAAGCCAUCUAUGAGUAACCCCCAAUUGGCUGAAUGGGCAAAGGAAACCUUUGGUCUUCAAAAAGCUUCUGAUGCUUCUACAAUCUCAAAGAUUUUGAAGAGAAAAGACCAGGGCUUAUAA
This is a messenger RNA of Phycomyces blakesleeanus NRRL 1555(-), 411 nucleotides long. RefSeq lists its product as hypothetical. The record is from RefSeq and is a predicted model, not a curated record. NCBI's taxonomy places the organism in Eukaryota, Fungi, Mucoromycota, Mucoromycetes, Mucorales, Phycomycetaceae. The transcript is spliced from 3 exons. The coding region runs from base 1 to 411 and encodes 136 amino acids.